UUGAGCUCCGGGCUCAGUGUGCAGGGGAGAGCCGCCGCCGCUGCUCGGCCCCACCGGUGGAUACGAGCCGAGAUGUCCCCCCUUUGAAAAGAAGAGGAAAAAAGCCCCACCUAAUAUCUUAAAAUCAAUCGAUACGAGCAUACGGACAUUAAAAGCCCGACGUCCCGGGUGAGCAGCCGGCCGCGUCCCGUCGCCGGCGUCUCUUUGUUCGGGUUCGCCGCCUCCUUCACCUCCCAACAUGGAUCAUUUAGAGAAGGAGCUCCGGGCGGAGGACGAGGCCGAGCACGACGACGAGGAAGUGGACCCCAGGGUCCAGGGAGAGCUGGAGAAACUCAACCAGUCCACCGACGACAUCAACAGAUGUGAGACGGAGCUCGAGGACGCGAGGCAGAAAUUCCGCUCGGUUCUGGUCGAGGCCACGGUGAAGCUGGACGAACUGGUGAAGAAGAUCGGCAAGGCUGUGGAGGAGUCCAAGCCCUACUGGGAGGCCCGCAAGUCGGCCAGACAGGUUUUAGGUUUUCUCUGGUUCCCGUGGGGAAUCGAACCGCCGAUGUCCCCGUUGGCGCCGAUGGAUUUGACCACCAGAAUCUCCGUUAAUCCCUACCCUCAUUCCUUUAUGUCAAACCUCCUUCACGCAGGAAACGCUGCUUCACAAGCGAAGAUAUAAAUGAUCGAGACUGUCUGUCUGACCACGUGAACGCAGAAGGUCGUGGGCGUACCGAGCCUCUCCAUCGAGGCGGCCCUCGGGGGAACUGAGAUGAGGAUGUGUGAUCGUUGUAGUUCCUUUUACCAGCCGGCCACAUUAUUUCUAUAUUUCUGUCUCCCCUCGACGUUUGCUUUCGCUUCUCAAGCUUCUAUCGGUUUAGCUCUAAAGCAGGUUCUUAUUAUGAGGUUUUGUUUCCUUUGUCCCUGGAAAGGUCCUUUAUCUGUUAGGGGGAAGUGCAGAGACAUGGUAAUCCAAAAUGAAAAAAGACAACGGAGGUCUCACAGGAGGAACAUUAUAAAUGCUGGAGAUCAGGUUGAGGCCGGGUUGGUGUUUUAGACAUCUGACCCCCCCCCACCCCACACACACUGACGGCACCAUCCCUUUCUGCAUGGCCCCACACACUCAUUUAACUUGACAUCCGUCUCACAAAUGUACUCCUUUUAAAGUUCAGGAGGGGAGUUAAACCGAUGACCCACUUUUGAGGAACAACGCAAGUGAAGUUUCCGUUGUGCCGGGACGCAUCCUCUUGGUUU
This is a messenger RNA of Cyclopterus lumpus (lumpfish), 1239 nucleotides long. RefSeq names its product SH3 domain-binding protein 5-like. The record is from RefSeq and is a predicted model, not a curated record. The coding region runs from base 239 to 667 and encodes 142 amino acids. Gene Ontology annotation, molecular function: protein kinase inhibitor activity. NCBI's taxonomy places the organism in Eukaryota, Metazoa, Chordata, Actinopteri, Perciformes, Cyclopteridae. The transcript is spliced from 4 exons. Gene Ontology annotation, biological process: intracellular signal transduction; negative regulation of protein tyrosine kinase activity. Gene Ontology annotation, cellular component: cytoplasm.